Molecule: messenger RNA, 474 nt
Organism: Exserohilum turcica Et28A
Lineage: Eukaryota; Fungi; Ascomycota; Dothideomycetes; Pleosporales; Pleosporaceae
Exons: 1
Coding region: 226-429 (67 amino acids)
Source: RefSeq, a predicted model, not a curated record
AGAUGAGCGGCUCGCUGUGCGAUCGGAAAAGUCGCAACACUGACAAUGUCGACGCCAGAUGAACAAGAUAGACGAUAUGCUUCCUCGCUCGCGACGAACACACGUAAUGACAGUGCUUGUUGGAUACUAGCUAUGGCCGCGCCAAGUGACGCAGUGUAGACUGCGUCGGUACAGCUAGGCAGUAACAAACUCGCCCUCCUCCAGCUAUUGCAAUCCUCCUUGUGUAUGUAUGUCCUCCCUCCUUCAAGCAAAGAAUUCGGCAGCAGUGCACAACUGCUGUGGGAUCGUGAACAAACCUUGGAGCGGCUUGCAGGUGAUGCUGCGACAGCCAAGGUCCGCGAGAGGUGCUGCCGUUAUCGUGAGCAGCUGCUUGGUUGCGAAACAGCGACAGGUAUUUCAGGCGCGUUCUUUGUACGUUAUUUGUCGUAGUGAGUCGCUGGUGGAUGGCGUCGUGAGCCUGAGGUUGGUGGUCAG